AUGGCUACCACCAGGAAGCGCUACGCCAUCGUGGGCACGGGCGCCCGGUCCAGCUUCUUCUUCAAUGCCAUCGGGCAGGACUACCGGGCGACGGCGUGCGUGGUGGCGCUCUGCGACACCAACCAGACGCGCAUGAACCAGCGCAACAAGCGGCUCGAGGCCAUCGGGCACGGGUCGGUGCCGACGUACCCGGCCGCCGACUUUGACCGCAUGAUCGCCGAGACCAGGCCGGACGAGGUGAUCGUGACGACCAUCGACCGGACGCACCACACCUACAUCAUCCGCGCCCUCGAGCUCGGCUGCAACGUGGUGACCGAGAAGCCCAUGACGAUCGACGCGCCGCGCUGCCUCGACAUCCUGUCGGCGGUCGACCGGACCGGCGGCCGGGUGCGCGUCGCCUUCAACUACCGGUACGCGCCGCACAACACGAAGAUCUACGAGCUGCUGCGGUCGGGCGCCGUCGGCACCGUCACGUCGGUCCACUUCGAGUGGCUGCUCGACACGUCGCACGGCGCCGACUACUUCCGCCGCUGGCACCGCGACAAGCGCAACAGCGGCGGCCUGCUGGUCCACAAGUCGACCCACCACUUCGACCUCGUCAACUUCUGGCUGCGCACCCGGCCCCUGUCCGUCUACGCCCAGGGCGACCUCCGGUUCUACGGCCGCGAGAACGCCGAGGCCCGCGGCGUCACCCGCUUCUACAGCCGCGCCCGCGGCAGCGAGGCCGCCCGCGACGACCCCUUCGCCCUCCACCUGGACCGCGUGCCGGCGCUCAAGGAGCUCUACUGGGACGCCGAGCACGAGGACGGCUACUACCGCGACCAGAGCGUCUUCGGCGACGGCAUCAGCAUCGAGGACACCAUGAGCGUCCUGGUCCGGUACCGCAACGGCGCCGUCAUGACCUACUCGCUGACCGCCUACGCGCCCUGGGAGGGGUUCCGCGUCAGCUUCAACGGGACGGGGGGCCGGCUGGAGGUCGAGGUGGCCGAGAACAGCUACGUCAACGCGGCGGGCGAGCAGGGGCCCGAGGGGGCGGCCGAGCGGCGGUCCAUCCUGCUGCGGCCCCUGUUCGGCAAGCCGAGGGAGGUCGAGAUCCCCGCCGCGGACGGCGCCCACGGCGGCGGCGACAAGAUCCUGCUCCGCGACCUGUUCGGCGAGCCGCAGACCGACGAGUACAUGCGCGCCGCCGGCCACCUCGACGGCGCCGCCUCCAUCCUGACCGGCAUCGCCGCCAACAAGUCCAUGGCCACCGGUCAGGUGGUGUACGUCGACGACAUCCUGAAGCUUCCGGAUUGA
Messenger RNA from Thermothelomyces thermophilus ATCC 42464, 1296 nucleotides. RefSeq lists its product as uncharacterized. The coding region runs from base 1 to 1296 and encodes 431 amino acids. The transcript has a single exon. NCBI's taxonomy places the organism in Eukaryota, Fungi, Ascomycota, Sordariomycetes, Sordariales, Chaetomiaceae. The record is from RefSeq and is a predicted model, not a curated record. Gene Ontology annotation, molecular function: nucleotide binding.